Molecule: messenger RNA, 528 nt
Organism: Colletotrichum truncatum
Lineage: Eukaryota; Fungi; Ascomycota; Sordariomycetes; Glomerellales; Glomerellaceae
Product: mitochondrial 37S ribosomal protein uS12m
Biological process (GO): translation
Cellular component (GO): ribosome; small ribosomal subunit
Molecular function (GO): structural constituent of ribosome
Source: RefSeq, a predicted model, not a curated record
AUGGCCAGCACAUUUCUUAGAUCCCUCUUCGCUCCGGCGAUGAGGCCAGCGGUCUUCCCUCGCGCCGCGUCUCUCCUCAAGCCGACCACGACCCCCCUGAUCCGUCCCUUUUCCACGACUCCCAUCCAGAAUGCUACCAUCGGCCAGGUCCUGCGAGGCUGCCACAAGAAGGGAAAGCGCGCUCGCCACGCCGUCUCCCCUGCUCUGUCCGAGAUGGGCGCUCCCGCGAUGAAGGGCGUUUGCCUCAGAGUCGGUAUCGUCCGCCCGAAGAAGCCCAACUCCGGCCAGCGCAAGACUGCCCGUGUUCGUCUUUCCAACGGUCGCCACGUCACCGCCUACAUCCCCGGUGAGGGCCACAAUAUCCAGCAGCACAGUGUCGUCCUCGUUCGUGGCGGUCGCAGUCAAGAUUGUCCCGGUGUACGAUACCAUCUUGUCCGUGGCGCACUCGAUCUUGGUGGUGUCAGCACCCGUACUACCUCUCGCUCCAAGUACGGAACGAUGAAGCCCAAGAAGGCUACCGUCAGCUAA